UCACCGCGCACACUUAUUUACGAAAUUAUAGUGACGUUCCCGUUGCCACAGCAACACUCCGCCCCCCGCGCGGAGUGCGGACUAGGAAGUCACCGGUAACCUUCAGUCAGGGCCGGGAGCAGCGCAGGAAAGGAGCUGACGGCGUAGGGAGCGGCCAUGGUGCUGAUCAAAGAGUUCCGCGUUAUUUUGCCUGUAUCCGUGGAGGAGUACCAAGUGGGACAGUUGUAUUCUGUGGCUGAAGCGAGCAAGAAUGAAACUGGAGGAGGAGAGGGUGUGGAAGUGCUUGUAAAUGAACCUUAUGAAAAAGAUGGCGAGAAGGGUCAGUACACACACAAAAUCUACCACUUGCAGAGCAAAGUACCAGUGUUUGUUAGGAUGCUGGCGCCCGAGGGGGCUCUGAAUAUGCACGAAAAGGCCUGGAAUGCCUACCCCUACUGUCGAACCAUAAUUACAAAUGAAUACAUGAAGGAUGACUUUUUGAUUAAGAUUGAAACAUGGCACAAGUCAGAUCUGGGUAUGCAGGAAAAUGUACACAAACUAGAGCCAGAGGUCUGGAAGAACGUGGAGGUGGUUAAUAUUGAUAUUGCUGACCGAAGGCAGGUUCUAACUAAGGACUAUAAACCAGAGGAGGACCCAGCAAAAUUUAAGUCUGUCAAGACUGGCCGUGGACCAUUAUGCCCUGAUUGGAAGAAAACUUUGGGCCAGCAGAAGGACUGUCCUCACAUGUGCGCUUACAAGCUGGUCACAGUCAAGUUCAAAUGGUGGGGUCUCCAGAACAAAAUUGAGAGCUUCAUACAAAAGCAAGAGAAGAGGCUGUUUACAAAUUUCCAUCGUCAGCUUUUCUGUUGGCUGGAUAGAUGGGUGGAACUAACAAUGGACGAUAUUCGCAGAAUGGAAGAGGAGACAAAGAAACAGCUUGAUGAGAUGCGAGAGAAGGAUCCAGUGAAAGGAAUGAUGGCUGCAGAUGAUUAAUACUGUAGUGACUUCUUUUGAAGUUUUGACCAAUUGGAAGACUCCAUGCUCCAGUCCUGAUAGAUAACCAACUUGUGGAUCAAGCCCCAUUUCCUGUUUUGGCAGACUAUUUUAACCCCUUUGUAGCGAAUUCUAGGCACCUCUCAAUAUCAUGAGCUAGCAUUCCCUUUACACGCAAUAAAUAUAUAUAUAUAUUUAUAUAUAUAUAUAUAUAUAUAUAUAUAUUAUAUAUAU
Messenger RNA from Xenopus laevis (African clawed frog), 1206 nucleotides. RefSeq names its product phosphatidylinositol transfer protein alpha isoform (gene pitpna.L). Gene Ontology annotation, cellular component: cytoplasm; cytosol; nucleus. Gene Ontology annotation, biological process: lipid translocation; intermembrane lipid transfer; phospholipid transport. Gene Ontology annotation, molecular function: phosphatidylinositol transfer activity; phosphatidylinositol binding; phosphatidylcholine binding. The record is from RefSeq and is a predicted model, not a curated record. Bases 157 to 972 code for a protein of 271 amino acids. The transcript has 12 exons. NCBI's taxonomy places the organism in Eukaryota, Metazoa, Chordata, Amphibia, Anura, Pipidae.